Penicillium cinerascens is the source of this 570-nucleotide messenger RNA. RefSeq lists its product as uncharacterized. The transcript has a single exon. NCBI's taxonomy places the organism in Eukaryota, Fungi, Ascomycota, Eurotiomycetes, Eurotiales, Aspergillaceae. The coding region runs from base 1 to 570 and encodes 189 amino acids. The record is from RefSeq and is a predicted model, not a curated record.
AUGUCUCUCCGCUCGCGCCUCUCUUUCGUAUUACUCUUCGCAUUUCAAAUCGCAUUUCAAAUCGCAAUCGCAGCACCCUCCCACUCUGGCUAUGCACAGCGCAACUAUCACGAACGAAUACCAACCGAUGGGAUAGAAGCCAUAUCCUCGCUUCUACCUGCUCAAUCUCGAAAAGCCAACCAUGACCUAGAGGCAAACGGACUUUUACGGGCUUAUGUUCAACAACCGGGAAUAAUCUUGCAUGGGAAAGAUGACCGAGAAAAGCAAAUUUCACUUUGUGAAGCUGGAAUUGUUUCCGCUUGUCGGUAUUCCAUUGAGGCAGCACAAUCAGAGCCUGAGCCUGACUCUUUAGCGGCGACCGAGAAAGUCCACGCAGAGACGUCCGACCUCGCGUUGGCUCUGAACAUGCCCAUCCCGGAGAAUCAAGAUGGUAGUAACGAAAUUCGAUUAUUUCCUUCUGCUGGCUUCCUGGUGGUCUCUUGUGCUGUAGUCUGCGUUAUCACUGUUGUUCGACGAUUUGUGCCUACCAUUCCUUCGGUCCAGAGCAAAGAGAAAGCCCAGCGUGCUUGA